This is a messenger RNA of Chelmon rostratus (copperband butterflyfish), 4299 nucleotides long. It is a transcript of the gene ganabb, whose product is annotated as glucosidase II alpha subunit b. The transcript is spliced from 25 exons. Gene Ontology annotation, biological process: N-glycan processing; carbohydrate metabolic process. Gene Ontology annotation, molecular function: carbohydrate binding; glucan 1,3-alpha-glucosidase activity. The coding region runs from base 33 to 2888 and encodes 951 amino acids. NCBI's taxonomy places the organism in Eukaryota, Metazoa, Chordata, Actinopteri, Chaetodontiformes, Chaetodontidae. The record is from RefSeq and is a predicted model, not a curated record. Gene Ontology annotation, cellular component: glucosidase II complex.
AUGGGCGGAGUCGAAACGGAAGCAUAAUCAAGAUGGCCACCUUCACCGAAAGGAUGGUUCCUGUCUUGCUGCUUUGGCUGGCGGUGUCCCUCAGUGGGACGGGAGCUGUGGACAGGGGCAACUUCAAGACCUGUGACCAGAGUGCCUUCUGCAAGCGUCAGAGAGCCCUGAAGCCUGGUGAGUCUCCCUAUCGAGCCCUGCUGGAGACCAUGGAGCUGACAAACACCAGACUCACCUUGCAGCUUAUCAAUGACAACAAUAAGGUGCGUCUGCUGCUCGAGCUCUACCGUCUCCAGGGAAACAUAACGAGGGUGAAGAUUAACGAGCUGAAGCCUCUGAAGCCUCGCUAUGAGGUCCCAGACGUGCUCAUCAGGGAGCCACCUACUGAGCCCCUGUCUCUCUUGUCUCAGGAUGAGAACGGGGUGGUGCUGUCCCUGGGGGCGGAGUCUCAGAGGGUCAUCGUCAGCGCCCGGCCCUUCCGAUUGGACAUCAUGGAAGGGCGAGACGUGCUGAUGUCACUGAACUCUCGCGGCCUGCUGGCCUUUGAGCACCUGAGGAUGCGCAAGGACACUUUCUCCUAUAAAGUAACUAGCACAGUGGCUAGCGUGUGGGAUAAUAUCAAGAGGGUAUUCUCUAGUCAGGCAGACCCAGAGGCCGAAAAGAAAGAGGAGGCUGAUCCGGCAAACCAGGCUGAGACUGCAAAAGAAGAGGAAGAGAAAGUCGAAGACGGGAUGUGGGAGGAAACGUUUAAAUCGCACUCGGACAGCAAACCUAAUGGUCCAUCUGCCAUUAGUUUAGACUUUUCGCUGCCGGGGGUUGAGCACGUCUACGGCAUCCCAGAACACGGAGACAACCUCAGACUCAAAACAACGGAUAAUGGUGAUCCGUAUCGGCUGUACAACCUGGAUGUGUUCCAGUACGAGCUAUAUAAUCCUAUGGCCCUUUAUGGCGCUGUACCGGUCAUGUUGGCCCACAAUGCCCAGCGGACCACAGGCAUCUUCUGGCUCAAUGCCGCUGAGACCUGGGUGGAUAUCAGCUCCAACACAGCUGGAAAGACUGUGUUUGGGAAAAUGCUGGAUUACGUGCAGGGCUCCAGUGAGACACCACAGACUGAUGUGCGUUGGAUCUCUGAAAGUGGCAUCAUUGAUGUCUUCAUUAUGCUUGGACCAACACCCAACGAUGUCUUCUCUCAGUAUGCCUCCCUCACAGGCACCCAGUCCUUCCCCCCCCUAGCUACUCUGGGCUACCACCAGUGCCGUUGGAACUACAAUGACCAGGAAGACGUGCAGGCAGUGGAUGCAGGCUUUGACGAGCACGACAUCCCCUAUGACUUCAUCUGGCUUGACAUUGAGCACACAGAUGGCAAGCGCUAUUUCACCUGGGAUCCACACAAGUUUGCAACACCAAAAGAAAUGCUGCAGGGUCUCAUGGAGAAGAAACGCAAGAUGGUGGCCAUUGUGGACCCUCAUAUUAAAGUUGACAGCAACUACAAGAUCCAUAAUGAAAUCCGUUCUCGAGGUUUCUAUGUCAAGAAUAAAGAUGGUGGAGACUACGAGGGCUGGUGCUGGCCUGGUAGUGCCAGCUAUCCGGACUUCACCCGUGCAGACAUGAGGGCCUGGUGGGCCAGCAUGUUUGCCUAUGAUCAGUAUGAGGGUUCCAUGGAGAACAUGUAUACAUGGAACGACAUGAAUGAGCCGUCGGUCUUCAACGGGCCAGAGGUCACCAUGCACAAGGAUGCAAUGCAUGGGGCCUGGGAGCACCGUGAGGUGCACAACCUGUAUGGCCUCUACGUGCAAAUGGCCACAUCAGAGGGUCUGAUCCAAAGGUCGGGAGGAGUUGAGCGACCAUUUGUCCUGACCAGAGCCUUCUUUGCUGGGUCACAGCGCUACGGUGCUGUGUGGACCGGAGAUAAUGCUGCUGAGUGGGACCAUCUGAAGAUUUCUAUCCCCAUGUGUCUGAGCUUGGGUCUGGUUGGAAUGUCUUUCUGUGGUGCUGACGUUGGUGGUUUCUUCAAGUCUCCGAGCACUGAGCUGCUGGUGCGUUGGUACCAGACCGGGGCGUACCAGCCGUUCUUCAGAGCCCACGCCCACCUGGACACACCCCGCCGCGAGCCCUGGCUGUUUGGCCCAGAAAACACAGCACUGAUUCGUGAGGUGGUGCGCCAGCGCUACACCCUCCUGCCCUACUGGUACCAGCUGUUCUACCACGCACACCAGACUGGACAGCCCAUCAUGAGACCGCUGUGGGUGGAGUAUCCUAAGGAUCCUGCUACUUUUGCUGUGGAUGACGAGUAUUUGAUCGGGAGAGACUUGUUGGUGCACCCAGUUACUGAGGAGGGGGCCAGGGGAGUCACCGCCUACCUGCCUGGCAAAGAUGAGGUUUGGUUUGAUGUCCACACCUUCCAGAAGCACAAUGGAGCCCAGAACCUUUACAUCCCUGUCACCAUGAGCUCUAUCCCGGUGUUCCAGCGUGGCGGCUCUAUUAUUGCCAGGAAGCUUCGAGUUCGCAGGUCCUCUACCUGCAUGGAGCACGAUCCUUACACUUUAUUUGUGGCUCUCAACCCCCAGAGAACUGCGGACGGUGAGCUCUACAUAGAUGAUGGCCACACCUUCGACUAUGAAAAGAAGGCAUUCAUCCACAGGAGGCUGUCCUUUGCCAACAACAUCCUCUCUUCUGUUAACUUGGCUCCAGAUGCCCAGUUUUCCACCGACUCUUGGAUUGAACGCAUUGUCAUACUGGGAGCCAGUAAGCCCAGCAAGGUUGUCCUCAAGACCGAUGGUGGUCAGCCCAGCCAGCUGGAGUUUGACUUUGACGCCUCCAUGUCCGUGUUGACGGUCCGUAAGCCCGGCAUGAACGCAGGGGCAGACUGGACUGUGACGCUUCAGUAACCAUGGAGACGGAGGAGGAGGAGGAGGAGCAGGAGGAGACGAUGACUGAACCGGAGGAGAACAGACACAAGACACUGAUACCUACGACUAACUAAAGCAAGACAACAGGACAGCCAUCAUAGAAAAUAGAGAACAUAAACACACACAACACAUUGAAAUACACACAUGUUCAUAACUCCAAGUAGACCUGUUGAGCCACAUAACAUCUUUGCCAUGUCCCUAUUGUGUUCAGUCACACUGUAAUACCUAACAACAAAAAGGAUUACUACUCUAAUCUAGUAUUACUACUAGAUAGAUGCUUCUGUUUGUCACAUGUUUCAGAUGGAUGACAGCUGAGCAAGUCAACUCAUGUAAUGAAUCUUUAGGGUUGAGAAAGAAAACAUUCAGGCACUCUUGUUUUGCUUUGCUUUUUUUAACUGUCCACUUGGUUGUCCAUCCAGUCAGCCUCACAAGAAAGAUCACUAUGUUUGCAAUUUAAAAUGAAGGUUCACAUUCAAAGCACAUGCUCCACCUGCUGGUGGUUCCCUCGAUCUGUUUCUUACUUGAUACUCUUCAAAAAAUUAAUUCCCUCCCUCUUUCAAACCAAGCACUUCAGCCAGCUGACAGCUCUGUCGUCUUUACUUGUGCCACAUUUCAUAUAUUUGGGGAGAGCUUGCCAACAAUCAGCUGUGUGGCUCUACGCUUAACUUUAAUCCUGCAGUACUUACAUUUCUUGCUGCCACAGAAUGGAAAGAAAUCAUCUUUCUUACCAGUCAUGGCCAGUUCAGUCUUGUGUAGCCUCUCCCUGAGUUCCUCAGUGAUGACUGGCUUCACAGUGGGAGUGAUCAGGUCGUUCAACUGUUGCACAGAGGGGAUUUCAGCUGUCAUUUGGAACAAAGCAACUGAACCACUGAUGUUUGUGGAUCAUCCUGUCACCGUGCUUUCUUUCUUUUAUCAAAUUCUUUUUCCAGCGUUGUUUACUAGAUUCUUUUUAAUGCACUUGAGGAAGAGUGAGAACUUAAAAAUUUAGAUUUCCAUGUGUUACUAGAUGUCAGGGCCGUCCAGGAUUUCCAGUGUGUCAUUUGGAUCUUAAUGAACAGGUAACAUCUGAUCCUUGAAAGGUGUUUCUCAAGCAAAUAUCCAUUUCUUCUGGUUUAUGCAAAGCAAAAUUCUUUAUUCACACUGAGCAGUCGUGAAUUUUCACAUGAUUCUCUGGAGACUCUGGAUUGGGUCCUGACUAGUCAAAUCAUCAGACCUUUUAGGAUGUUUUGUUGUUCUGAGUUUGUCUCCUUGAUUGUUUUUAUGAUCAUAAAUGUACAUGUUGCUUGUUGGAUUGGUGGAAAUGGAAGUGAAGGAACAGACUCCAGCUGUCAAUCAAAGUUGUCAGAUGUACUCUAAAAGAUGAGACCAAGUAAAAAUAAAGUUGACCAAA